CACAUUAUUCUCUUUGCAUCCCAGCAAAGUCAACUCUACCCCAUUUAUUAGCUCUCGCUUGCUGCAAGAGAAAUACUGUUUGGUGUCUAUACAUUAGGAUCCAAAUUACGUAUUUGUGAUUAAUGGAGGAAGCCUGGGAUUUGCAAGCAGUUGUUAGUCAUUUCCCCCCCAACGAGCCUAUGACUACAACAACACCCACCACCAUCAACCAAGAUGACAGUCAUCGCCAACAAGAUCCAUUAGAUUUUUUCACCCCAUUUCUGUCUUUAUCAGAUCUGAAAGAACUAGAGAAUGGUCAGGAUAUUUACAAACCCUCAUCAUUUUGCUCGAGCUCCUCAAAUUAUAUUCAAAGUAAUGAAGUUAUACCCGGUAGCUUUUACAUGAGCACUCCUUAUCUAGGAGCAUCAGCAUCAGCACCAGUGCAUCUACAACAAUUUCAACAGCAGCCGCAGAUGCCGAAACAGCAGCUUCAUCCUUCUGUUAUUUCUUCGACUCCAUCUAUUGCUACCAGUACCACCACAACUAAAUCUCUGAAACCAACAUUAAAAAGAAGGAAAGUUCAGCAAAAGAGACUCGUCUGCAAAGUACCAGCUGAAGGUGUUUCUUCUGAUAUGUGGGCUUGGAGAAAAUACGGCCAGAAACCCAUCAAAGGCUCACCAUAUCCAAGAGGGUAUUACAAGUGCAGUAGCUCCAAAGGCUGCAUGGCAAAAAAACUAGUAGAGAGAAGCUAUUCAGAGCCAUCCAUGUUCCUCAUAACUUAUAAGGCCGAGCACAACCAUCCAAUUCCGACCCAUCGAAACUCCCUUGCUGGAAGCACAAGACACAGUAAUAAUAGUAAGCCAAACACAAGUGCGACUACUUCAUCUACAUCAGCAAUAACAAGUCUUUCUGCAGUAUCUUCACCGAUUACACAUUCGUUAAUGGAACCAUCCAUUGAAGCGGCAGAUAAUAAGUUUCGAGUACAGCGACAAGUUAAGCAAGAAAUAAAACAAGAGUAUGAUCAUAAUUUUAAUCUGAUGAGCCAAGAAGAAUUGUUCAUGGGUUUAGAGGUUCUCAAUGGACCCACCAUGGUCACCACUUCUGGUUCUUUUAUGAGAUUUUGAGCGGGAGGGUUUUCUUCGCCAUCAUACAGUUUCGGUUGUAGUUGCAUUUUACAAAGAUGAGUGAUAAAACCACCACUAAACAAACAAUGUCCUAGUUUUAACUACUAAGUUUUUUUAACAAUACCAGGGGCUACUUGCUACUCCAUCUAUGUUUAUCUCAAAAUUUUAUUGAUUGUUUGAUAAUGAAUAGAAAAUAAAAGUAAAAGAAUCUGAACUUAAUGUCAGUUACUAUUGCUUAUACAUUUACAUCUAUCACAAAGCCUUUGGCUUUGAUAAAGGUUGAUAGUCCCUGCUAA
Papaver somniferum (opium poppy) is the source of this 1399-nucleotide messenger RNA. RefSeq names its product WRKY transcription factor 22-like. NCBI's taxonomy places the organism in Eukaryota, Viridiplantae, Streptophyta, Magnoliopsida, Ranunculales, Papaveraceae. Bases 123 to 1103 code for a protein of 326 amino acids. The transcript has 3 exons. Gene Ontology annotation, biological process: regulation of DNA-templated transcription. Gene Ontology annotation, cellular component: nucleus. Gene Ontology annotation, molecular function: transcription cis-regulatory region binding; DNA-binding transcription factor activity. The record is from RefSeq and is a predicted model, not a curated record.